AUGGGACAUCCCAAGUCUCAAAAGUCCAUAGCAUCGUUGUUUAUAAGCUGUAUUCCGUUUAGUCCCAGUCGGACACCCAGUUCUUCACCAGUCUGUUGUCACAAGUCUCCUUUUGGCGGUCGUGUCCUUCUGUUUACCUUCCCUCACUUCUCAUCUUGCUUUCACUCGCUCUGGUCAGCGAAGCUAGUCGAGAUGAGGGCCUUUUUUGUUCUAAGCUCUUUGGUGCUCAACGUCGCGCUUGCGGCGCCGUCGGGUGAGAUCAGGAAGAGGGACGUAGUGACGAUCCAGAACGCUAUCGUCACAGUAUCAACAGCAGCUUCAAAUCUAGACGUUGCUAUCAGGACACUCAGCUCCGACCCAAGAAGCGCCGAGCCGCUUGUGCCGGCCGUGAUGGAAAUCGAGUUCGCCCUCACCCAAGCGCGCACCGACAUCCUCCCGACGCAGUCGAUCUCGAUUGCCGAAGCCGUCAACCUGCAGACCGCUGCCGACACGCUGACCAAGAGCCUCAAGAUCAUGGUCAUGUCCUCGAUGCUCCAGCGCCAAGCCCUGGACCAGCUCGGCAUGACGCCGAUGCUCCUGAUGUCCUUCAUGAACCAGAACAUGCUCUCCGCCGCGCUCAGCCAGGCAAUCGUGUCCAAGGUCCCAGCCGAGGGAAUCUCGAACGCAGCGUUCGCUCUCGGUGGAGCCAGAGGCGCAGUCAACAUGGGGAUCCUCUCGCUGAGCAAUGCCCCGUUGAUGAUGCCGGCCAACAUGACUCCGCCGCCGCCGCCGACGGCCCCUCAACAGCCGGCUCCUCCUCCUGCGCCAGAGAAUCCUCAACAACCGCCUCCCCAGCAACCGCCUCCUCAACAGCCGGCUCCUCCAGCGGCUGGCGCAACAGCCACAGGACAGGGACAGGGACAAGCGGCACCGCAGGAAAAUCCUGCUUCUUCAGUAAUCACAGCAGAUACGAACAAGACGGCAAGCUAA
Molecule: messenger RNA, 969 nt
Organism: Colletotrichum destructivum
Lineage: Eukaryota; Fungi; Ascomycota; Sordariomycetes; Glomerellales; Glomerellaceae
Product: Putative Cell wall mannoprotein
Exons: 2
Coding region: 1-969 (322 amino acids)
Cellular component (GO): extracellular region
Source: RefSeq, a predicted model, not a curated record